This is a messenger RNA of Durio zibethinus, 2741 nucleotides long. RefSeq names its product MAC/Perforin domain-containing protein (gene NSL1). The record is from RefSeq and is a predicted model, not a curated record. NCBI's taxonomy places the organism in Eukaryota, Viridiplantae, Streptophyta, Magnoliopsida, Malvales, Malvaceae. Gene Ontology annotation, cellular component: plasma membrane. Gene Ontology annotation, biological process: regulation of salicylic acid mediated signaling pathway; plant-type hypersensitive response.
ACAAAAAAAAAAGAAAAAAGGAAGGAAUGCUCAUCCUCCAUGUGACCAUGUGAGAGCUAAAAGCAUACGUAACUUUUUCCAAGCUUUGGAAAAAAAUUGCCAAAAAAAAAAAAAAAAACUCCGUAGUCCAAACCGUUAAGAGUACGUAUAUUUGUAAGCGUUAAAAAACUAUGAACCGUUAGAAACACGUUGCUACGUGGCAGACAAGUGGGCAGUUUUCAGACAGUCGCCGUCCACCUGGUAAAAUCUCCCAGCUUACAUUGGCCGCUGUGUGCAGUCAAACGUCAGACUGUGCAGCGUCUCUUUCAUGACUUCUCUCUCAAACACAACUAUUUUUUUCAAAUAAAAAAUUCAAAGAAAUUACUCGGACCAAAGACCACUUCAAUGGGUCGUCUCCUACCUUUGCAUCCGACUAAAGCCCCCCAAUCCGAACUCAGUUUCACUAAACCCUCACGCAACUCCAGCCUCCGUCUGAUCAGGAAUCAUGGCCGGCAAUCUUUAUCAAAUGAACCCGCAAUCGGCAGCAGAAAAGGCGGUUUCAGUGAUCGGGUUCGGGUACGACUUGUCCAAGGAUAUCAGGCUAUCGGCUUGCCGGGCGGGCCCUUCCGGGUCGAGAUUGAUCGAACUUGACUCAACAGUGAGUCGGGACCUGGUUUUCCCUGGUGGGGUGGUUGUUAAAAAUGUGCCCAAUUCGAUUAAAUGCGAUAAAGGCGAGCGUACUAGGUUUAGUUCUGAUGUUCUUUCUUUUAAUCAGAUGUCAGAACAGUUCAAUCAGGAUUUCUCGUUAUCCGGCAAGAUUCCUUCGGGCUUAUUCAAUGCCAUGUUUGAGUUCAAGGGCUGCUGGCAGAAGGAUGCCACUGCCACAAAAACUCUUGCUUUGGAUGGUUGGUUCAUAACACUGUACAAUGUAGAGUUGGAAAGAACUCACAUAACUUUGUCUGAGCAUGUGAAACAAGAGGUGCCUACUACAUGGGACCCUGCUGGUCUUGCCGAGUUUAUUGAAAAAUAUGGUACUCACGUUAUUGUUGGGGUUAAAAUGGGGGGUAAAGACGUUAUACACAUAAAGCAAUUACAAAAUUCAAAUCUUCAGCCCAAUGAAGUGCAGAAAACUUUAAAGCAAUUAGCUGAUGAGAGGUUUUCAGAAAAUGGAAAAACUCCUGAAUUUUCAGAACAACCAAAGGAAGAACCUUAUAUGCCCUGGGAACUUCAAGGGGUGCUUGCUGCAUCAAUUAGGCCACCUGUUGUUACUCGCUCAAAGAAUAAUGAUAUUGUGAAUAUUUAUAUUCGAAGGGGAGGUGUUGAUUUUGGUCAAAGUCAUAGCCAGUGGCUUUCAACUAUAUCACAGUCACCUAAUGUGAUAUCAAUGUCCUUUGUGCCUAUUACUUCUCUAUUGAGUGGUGCCCGGGGCAAUGGAUUCUUAAGUCAUGCAGUGAACUUGUACCUACGAUAUAAACCACCAAUAGAGGAACUCCAAGUAUUUCUAGAAUUUCAAUUGCCUAGACAAUGGGCUCCCGUAUAUGGUGACCUGCCUCUCGGUCUCAAGCGUAGAAGACAAGCAUCCCCAUCACUUCAGUUCACUUUUAUGGGGCCUAAGCUUUAUGUUAAUACCAUGAGGGUUGAUACUGGAACUCGACCUGUGACAGGAAUACGCUUAUACCUGGAGGGCAAGAAGAGCGACCAUCUGGCAAUCCAUCUUCAGCAUCUCUCAACUCUUCCUACAAUCCUCCAGCUCUCAGAUGAUCACAGUUAUGAGCCCAUCAAUGAGCCAGAACGUGGGUACUUUGAACCUGUCAAGUGGAGCAUAUUCUCGCACGUAUGCACUGCCCCUGUACAGUACAAUGGAACCCGCUUUGAUGAAACUGCUUCUAUAGUGACCAAGGCUUGGUUUGAGGUAAAGGUUGUUGGCAUGAGGAAAGUUCUGUUCCUGAGGCUUGGGUUCUCCAUGGUGGCCUUCGCUAGGAUCCGUAGAUCAGAAUGGGAUGGGCCCUCAACUUUGUCGCGGAAAUCCGGAGUCUUCUCAAUGUUGAUUAGCACAAGGUUCAGUUCAGGACUGAAUCCCCGAGAGAAGCCAACUAAAGUGGAUUUAAAUUCAGCAGUUUUUCCAGGAGGUCCACCUUCACCUCCUAGAGCACCAAAAAUGACAAACUUUGUAGACACAAAGGAGAUGGUUAGAGGACCUGAGGAAACACCUGGAUAUUGGGUGGUUACUGGAGCCAGACUUUGUGUAGAAGGAGGCCGAAUCUCUAUCAAAGCUAAGUAUUCUUUGUUAACAAUAAUGUCAGAAGAAAGUAUGAUGUUGAUGUGAGAAAAUCAAACGAGGAAUACGCAUUAUUUGUACCGCUGUAAGUGUUUUCAUGUACAUCAUUUAUUUGAAAUGACCUUGAAUACAAGGCCGUUCUUCUAAAUUGUGUUUUGGGAACCAAAGGGUCCCGUUUCCCAACUCCUCUUGUUUCUUGCAGAGAAUUUCGACUUCUACCAAGCAGACCUUAGUGUCCUUGCCUUUCACAGUAAGUAGUUUGUGUUGUAUCUGUGAGGACGUUAGCCGUCUUAACUUUUGCCUGGGAAAUUAAGCACUGAUUCAUGCUUGCUAGCUCAUCUGUAGGAUGUGGGACUGACUGAGCACCACUCUCCUAAACCAAUUAUAACUGAAUCUGCACAUCCGACUGCCAUGUACUUCAAUGAUCAAUCCACAUUCGCUGUCGUGAACAUUGCAAAAUUUACCCUUUUACCAUAUUUUCCCU